UUUAUCACUAAAAAACAUGUUCUCGCAUCAGCUCCCGCUUCCAAAGUUCAGAAACGCAAAAUUCCCCAAAUUUAAGCUAGGUAUUCUUCAAGCUAGGUAUCCUUUGGUUGACUUCGCUUCCUCUUCACCACCGCCUCCGUCCGACACCACCACCGGCGACCACCAUCGCCUACCCUCUCUCUCUUCCUUCUUCUCUUUCUUCCCCAUUUUUCCAUUUCUUCGUUCCUGCGUGCGACACCCCUGUUCGUGGAGUCACCCUCUGUCCGCGUCUUCAAGCACAGACAAGCAACCACCAGCGGCGGCGACCUUCUGUGCCACCGCGACAUCACCACCACCCCACCGCCUCUCCUUUCAUCAAUGCAGGAUAGAUUUAGCAACAUCUGGUAAAGGAGGAAUUGGAACUUUCAUUGGUAUAUGUGCAGUAAGUGGUGCAUUUGGAAUAGCAGAUGCUCAUGUCCAAGGUGAAAUGGUGGGAGACCUUUCAUAUAUGCAUCCUGAGUUGCUUCAGUCUUUCCUUGCUGGUGGAGCAGCAUCAGAUGCAUUAACUUCUGCUUUGAGGUUAGUUACAAAAGCUGCAUUUGAGAACUCCAAAGAUGGUCUUCGCAAAGGAGCACUUCUGUUCUUUGCCAUAACAACAUUCUUUGAGCUUCUUUGUGUCAUUCUCUAUGCAUUUGUGUUUUCCAAAGUACCAAUUGUGAAGUAUUACCGAUCAAAAGCAGCAUCAGAAGGAGCAAAAACUGUUUUAGCUGAUCUUGCAGCCGUUGUCAUCCAGACCUCAUCUGUUUACAGCCAAUCUUAUCAAUGGUUUCCAUACUCCAGAAGGCGCAGAGCUAGCUAAGAAGCAAGUAUCAAAGCUGGGAAUAUUUUUCUCCAUUAGCCUCUUAUGGAGUUUCUUCCAAUAGUUUUUCACUGCUGGUGAUGAUUGCGGAUUUUCAAGCUUUCCUACAUUUGGUCUACAGGCCUAUAAGAACAAGUUCUACUUUGAUUUUUCCGCUACUUAUGUUGGGGUUGGGAUGAUUUGCCUAUAUAUAAUUAAUGUAUCCCUGCUGAUUGGUGAAAUUCUCUCAUGGGGUGUCAUGUGGCCACUCAUUGCUAAUAAAAAAAGGUGAUUGGUAUGAUGCAAAACUUAAGCCAAGCAGCUUAGAGGGCCUUCAAGGUUACAAGGCAAGUCAUCCUUUACCACUCAAUUUUCAUUAUGUUCCGUAUUUUGUAACAUAUAACCUUUAGGUUAAUUAAACGCUAAUUGAUUAAACGUUAACCUUUGAUUUUUCUGUUCUAACUGGACAACAUAUGCUGAGCCCUAGGCAAAGAAGGCUAAAAAAGAUCGUUAAUGGUGGAUGGUGUGGGUGGAAGAAAGCUGUUGAUAGCAAGGGAAAGAAUUUUUUCUUGCAUGUUUUAUAAUCUCCUUCUACCACAGAGGCCUAACAUAGUUUGAUAGGAUCAUUUUCAUGGAGGGUAACAGUUCCUAGUUUGUACCAAUUUUCUUGCAAUAGAAUGGUAGUUUUUCAUAGUUGGAAUUUGAUAGUUCAGUUAAUUAGUUGACUUACUUUUGGGUUGGUGUUUGUAAUUGGCUAUGACUGUAGUCUAUUAUAUAGGAUUUAUCGCUGUUAUCUAUUUGAGUUAUUUGGACAAGUAAAUGAUGCCAGCAAAGGGUAUUCCAAGAUAAUUAGAGUAUUAUUUUAUCAUCUUAUUAACCUUUUUACUUUAGAGGAAUUUGAUCCUUCAACUAUAAUAGUUAAUUUUUGUAA
This is a messenger RNA of Arachis ipaensis, 1748 nucleotides long. Its product is annotated as equilibrative nucleotide transporter 2-like. Gene Ontology annotation, cellular component: plasma membrane. NCBI's taxonomy places the organism in Eukaryota, Viridiplantae, Streptophyta, Magnoliopsida, Fabales, Fabaceae. Gene Ontology annotation, molecular function: nucleoside transmembrane transporter activity. Gene Ontology annotation, biological process: nucleoside transmembrane transport. The record is from RefSeq and is a predicted model, not a curated record.